This is a messenger RNA of Notolabrus celidotus (New Zealand spotty), 2129 nucleotides long. RefSeq names its product DnaJ heat shock protein family (Hsp40) member B11 (gene dnajb11). The record is from RefSeq and is a predicted model, not a curated record. Gene Ontology annotation, cellular component: endoplasmic reticulum. Gene Ontology annotation, biological process: protein folding; protein maturation. Bases 128 to 1210 code for a protein of 360 amino acids. Lineage: Eukaryota; Metazoa; Chordata; Actinopteri; Labriformes; Labridae. Gene Ontology annotation, molecular function: misfolded protein binding. The transcript has 10 exons.
CGGAUCUGUCGUCACGCAGUGGGCGGGCUCUCUCUGACAGGAGGAAGAAGGUUUGUGACUGGCAGCGGCAUCCAGCCCUGAAAGCCGGCUCUUCUUUCUGCUCCUCUUUCUUUAACCUCUCGGAUCUAUGGCGUCCAAAGGGAUGAACCUCUGCAACGUGUGCUGCCUGCUCCUGUACGCCAUCACGGCGGUGCUCGCGGGGAGAGAUUUCUACUCCAUCUUGGGGGUGACCAAGAGUGCAUCAAUCCGGGACAUCAAGAAGGCCUACAGAAAGCUUGCUCUGCAGUUACACCCCGACAGGAACCAGGACGACCCGAAAGCCCAGGAUAAAUUUGCAGACUUGGGGGCAGCUUAUGAGGUACUUUCAGACGAGGAGAAAAGGAAACAGUAUGACGCGUACGGAGAAGACGGACUCAAAGAGGGUCACCACGGCUCGCACAACGACAUCUUCUCCAGCUUCUUCGGUGACUUCGGGUUCAUGUUCGGAGGAAACAGACAGCAGCAGGACCGGAACAUCCCCAGAGGAAAUGACAUCAUACUAGACCUGGAGGUCACGCUGGAAGAGGUGUACUCUGGGAACUUUGUGGAGGUCGUUCGUAACAAACCCACCGCCAAAGAAGCUCCGGGUAAGAGGAAAUGUAACUGCAGGCAGGAGAUGAGGACGACGCAGCUCGGGCCGGGACGCUUCCAGAUGACUCAGGAGAUGGUGUGUGACGAGUGUCCAAAUGUGAAGCUGGUGAAUGAGGAGAGAACCUUGGAGGUAGAGAUAGAGCAGGGAGUGAGAGAUGAGAUGGAGUAUCCUUUCAUCGGAGAAGGUGAGCCGCACAUCGACGGAGAACCAGGAGAUCUACGCUUCAGGAUCAAAGUCUUAAAACAUCCUGUGUUCGAGCGCAGAGGAGACGACCUCUACACCAACGUCACCAUCUCCCUGGUGGAGGCGCUGGUCGGCUUCAAGAUGGAGAUCGCACAUUUGGACGGACACAAGGUCCACAUAGAGAGAGAUAAGGUGACGAAGCCCGGAGCUCGGAUGUGGAAGAAAGGAGAAGGUCUGCCAAACUUUGACAACAUCAACAUCAGAGGUUCGCUCAUCAUCACCUUCGACGUGGAGUUUCCUCAGACGCAGCUGGACGAUCAGCAGAAAGACGGUAUCCGCGGCCUUCUGAAGCAGGGAUCUGUACAGAAAAUUUACAAUGGACUACAAGGAUACUAACACACAUACAGACACAGCCUGGACUGAGUUAUCUGCCACAUUAACACACACACAUACAUACUCACACACACACACUCACUCACACUCACUCACACAGGAGGGCCAGGGUGUAUUUAUUAUUUUCAGAUGUUCUCAGGACGGCUCGAUCCCCCUUUAGUUCUUUUUGAAUGUUCUGCAGGUCGACGGCAGCGACUCAUGAACUCUGAAGUUUUAUUUAAAGUGAACAAAAGAAAAAGAUGUUCUUUUUGUCCUCUUUUAUUUUCUUUACUUUGAAUCAAGGCCUUUUUGUUUUAGUCUUAAUAUUUUGGACUCAUUUUUCUGUCUGGGAGAAGAGGACACUGACGCCCCGACAUCUUUAAAAACACCUUCAAACCUUUGAGACGGGAGUCUCUUCAUUUGGGUUCAUUUCUGAAUGUAAACACCCCUCAGUUGAUGAAACGCUGAUUCUGCUUCAUGCUCGUGAAUACUUUGUAAAUAGGGAAGAUCAAAUCUCAUCCGUUUGUUGUGUUUCAGUUUUCCUAAGUUAUGUGACGGGGAGCCUGUCACUGUUGAUGCAGAAUCCUUGGCUGUGACAGGAGUUGACCUCUUGAAUAAAACAGUGACGUUUUGUUAAUUUGGAGACACGGGGACAGUUUGCACAUCCUCCAUCACCUUUGAGUCUCUCCCUCUCCAGGAAGAGAACCUCCGACUGAAAGGGACUCCAGACCUGGAAGUCUCGGCCUCCUGGUGCUUUUUAAAACCUGGUUUUAGGACUCUCCUUCCCUCCCUUUUUUCUUUCUGUCGACUGCAAAGCUGCCUCUAAAUUUUAUGAGAAAGUCCUCAUGGCCUUAAAUGUGAAAUAUCCGGCCAUUUUUACUGAGUGUUCGAGGGGAAUGAUGUACUUUUGACGGACAUAAAUAAAGAUUUCUACAAAUUCUGA